AUGGGAAUUGAAACAGAAUCUAGAUAUGGUGAAUUGGCUAAAGUUGAUCCUUCUGUCAGUGUAGCUUGUGAAACUCAGGUUGGAUCUUUCUGCCUUUCAGAAUCUGGUGCUGGCAGUGAUGCAUUUGCUAUGAAAUCAUUUUUUGCAAAUUUGGAUCCAUCAAAGGGUUAUAAAGGUAUUACUUGUUUUGUUGUAGAUAAAGAAAUGGGCGUUGAAAUUGCAAAGAAAGAAUCCAAACUUGGUAUUAGAGCUUCUUCAACUUGUACAGUAAACUUUGAUGCAAUCAAGGUUCCUGAAGGAAAUGUAUUAGGAGAAGUAGGAAAAGGUUACAAGUAUGCUAUUGAGAUAUUGAAUGAGGGACGUAUUGGAAUAGCAGCUCAAAUGAUAGGGAUUGCACAAGGAGUGUAUGAUCACGCAUUACCUUAUUUAUUCCAAAGGGAACAAUUCGGUCAACUUAUUGGCAACUUUCAGGGAAUGCAAAUGCAAUAUGCACAAAUUGCAACUGAAAUCGAGGCUGCCAGAUUGCUAACAUAUAAUGCGGCUAGAAUGAAACAAGAAGGAAAAGCCUUUAUUAAAGAAGCUGCAAUGGCUAAAUUGUAUUCUUCUCAAAUAGCAGAAAAGGCUGCGUCUAAAUCUAUCGAGUGGAUGGGUGGUGUUGGAUUUACUACAGAAUUUCCAGUUGAGAAGUAUUACAGAGAUGCAAAAAUAGGUGCAAUUUAUGAGGGAACCUCAAACAUUCAAUUAAUCACAAUCGCCAAAGAAAUUAAAAAGAAAUAUACAUCAUAA
Entrophospora sp. SA101 is the source of this 786-nucleotide messenger RNA. The record is from the annotation of a GenBank genome assembly. Lineage: Eukaryota; Fungi; Glomeromycota; Glomeromycetes; Entrophosporales; Entrophosporaceae.